Messenger RNA from Anisakis simplex (herring worm), 273 nucleotides. Lineage: Eukaryota; Metazoa; Nematoda; Chromadorea; Rhabditida; Anisakidae. The record is from the annotation of a GenBank genome assembly.
AUGUCCAAUGCACUCUUUAAGGGCGAACGAUUGAGUCAUGCAGUUGGCUGUGCGUUUGCGGUCUGUUUAGAACGUAAGAAGAAACGAGAUGCAGAAGCGGUGUUGGCUGUCCAAGCGGCCGCUGGUUUAAUACCACCAUCUCAGUGCUCCGAUAAGAGCAGUAACGCUCCGGCAACCACCUCAGCUGGUUUCACCCUCUCCAAUAAUAUCAAAAGUACAACAACCGCAUCAAAUAUGACAUCAAAUACCAGUGCGAUUUCAUCGAACAAGUAA